Condylostylus longicornis is the source of this 2159-nucleotide messenger RNA. It is a transcript of the gene l(3)72Dn, whose product is annotated as U3 small nucleolar RNA-associated protein 4 homolog. Gene Ontology annotation, molecular function: RNA binding; protein binding. The record is from RefSeq and is a predicted model, not a curated record. The coding region runs from base 84 to 2075 and encodes 663 amino acids. Gene Ontology annotation, biological process: maturation of SSU-rRNA from tricistronic rRNA transcript (SSU-rRNA, 5.8S rRNA, LSU-rRNA). Lineage: Eukaryota; Metazoa; Arthropoda; Insecta; Diptera; Dolichopodidae. Gene Ontology annotation, cellular component: 90S preribosome; small-subunit processome; t-UTP complex. The transcript has 2 exons.
UGAGAACAUGUGCGUAAUAUAAUUUGUUUGUUUUGCAAUUAUCAUUUUUAGAAUUCAGGAAAAAUAAAAUUUAGGUAAAUACAAUGAAAAAUACUGAAGGCGGUGUAGAUUUUCAUAAUGUUCGAUUUUACAAUUUAUCACCACGUUCAAUUGAAUCUAUUUCAUAUAACCGUUUAAAUGGGAAAAUAGCUCUUUGCAGAGGAGAUUCUUCGAUAGAAAUUUGGGAUGUUACACAUGUUCCUGUAUUAGAAAAAACGAUAGUUUCUGAAGUUAAUAAUAAUUAUUCAAUUGAAGAUUUAUCAUGGUUCGGUAAUCGGUUAUUUUCGGGAGACUUGGCUGGUAAAAUUAUAGAAUAUGACUUAAAAACACUGAAACGGAAAUCCGAGCAAUAUGUGACCGGGAAUUCUGUUUGGUGUUUAGAUGUCAAUAGUAAACAUAAUUGUUUAGCUGCAGGAACCGAAGAAGGAUAUAUUAAUAUUUUCGACUUAACUGAAGACAGUUUAAUUUAUAAAAGUGUUUUCGAUAAACAAGAUGGCAGAAUUUUAUGUUGCAAAUUUAGCUCAAAUGGAGACCAUAUUGUUACUGGUUCUAUAGAUGUCAUAAGAAUUUGGUGCACAAAAACUGGGCAUGCCAUUAGAAAAAUUUCAGUGGGCAGAGCCGAAAAGAAAAAGGAAACCAUUGUUUGGGCUAUUCAACUUCUAAAAAAUUUUACCAUUAUAUCAGGAGAUUCAAGGGGUCAACUCACAGUUUGGGAUGGAAAUAACGGGAGUCAAAUCGAAUCUCACCAAGUUUUUCAAAAGGAUAUUCUAGCACUUGCGGUUAAUGAAGGAGAGGACGUUUUAAUGUGUUCUGGAGUUGAACCAAUGAUAAGAAUUUUUUGUUUGACUACCAUAACUAAACAUAAUCAAACAUUCAAAAGAUGGAUUAAAUUUUUGCAGAGAUAUAUACAUGAUCAUGACGUCAAAGCUUUAACUUUUGCGGGACCAAAAAUUAUUUCGGGAAGUGUUGAUGGCUUUUUAGGAUUUUCGUACUACUCCAAAAGUCGUCAAGAAAUCAAAAAAUGUGGUCCUUUUUUACAAAAUCCAUCUAUAUGCGUCGCAAACAAUGUUAGACAAAUAUUGUUGAGGUAUCCAGAUUACUUAGAGGUUUGGAAGUUGGGUGACAGUGAGAGAAGCACUGCAGAAAAAUUAAUGGAAAUGAAAUCGAAAAACGGAGAUUUUAUCGUUUGUGCGGCGAUGUCAUCAAAUGGUGAAUGGUUAAUAUAUUCCACAAUAUCAACCAUUCGGUUAUUUGGUUUAACUUUUCAAAAUGAAUCAUUAAAAGUUUCUAAAAUGAAGGUACUUUUCAAAGAGUUUUCGCCUGCAAUAAAAGUACUUUUUUCUCAUAAUUCGCAGCAAAUUUAUCUUUUUAAAGCUACUAACAAAGUGGAAAUAUUCGAUAUAUCAAAAAGCACUAUUAGUUACCAAGGGAAAUUAAACAUUUCCAAACAAGUUGAAGAAAUUCCACAUAUUGCGUUAUUUUCAAAAGAUGAUCAAUGUUUAGUUGUUGGAACGACUUGUAAAAAAAUUUGCAUUUGGCGUAAAGAUGAAAAAAGCAAUUGGCGACACCACACAACUCUCCCGAGAAAUUCAGCUCCAAUUACUGCUAUAGAAUUUCAUCCAGUUUUACCCAAGAUUGUAGCAGUCUUUUCAGAUGGAAAAAUUUUUGACUACCAUAUAACGAAAAUGAAAAUUGUUAAUCUUCAAAUGAUAGCAGAGAAUGAAUUCGCUAAUGAUUGUGUAAAGAAUAUUUUACUGUAUGAUGAUGACGAUGGGAAAAUGAUUUUGCAAACAGAGAAUGCGUUAAUAUCUUGCAAUUGGGAAAUACAGCCAAAUCAAAAGCAGCAGAAGUUAAGCAAUUCCUCAAUAACUGAAGAAAAUUUAGCUCUAAGGAUAGUUUCCAAUAGAUUAUAUGAUAAUUUAAUAGAUACUAGAUGGUUAUCGCAAAAUGAAAUUGUUGCUGUUGGUGUUAAUCCUAUAUCUUUGAUAGAAAAGUUGCCAAAUGCUUUUAAGCGAAAAGUAUUUGGUGCAAAUUAAAUUACUUUGUUCUAAGCCAUAAAAAUUAUAAAAUACAUUCGUCAAAAUUUUUAAACUUUUUUCUUUUAUUAAUAAAAUAUUCAA